Messenger RNA from Manihot esculenta (cassava), 1080 nucleotides. RefSeq lists its product as uncharacterized. Lineage: Eukaryota; Viridiplantae; Streptophyta; Magnoliopsida; Malpighiales; Euphorbiaceae. The transcript is spliced from 9 exons. The coding region runs from base 1 to 1080 and encodes 359 amino acids. The record is from RefSeq and is a predicted model, not a curated record.
AUGGCUGGUAAAGAUCAUCAAAUCAAAAAUAGGGUUUGGAUGUUUUUCUUAAUUAUUUUCAUUGACAUGUUGAGCAAUGGACUUAUCGAUAGUUCAGGUGUUUCAAAUCCAAAAAUCGAAGGGAGCGAGGAUGAUAUAAUUAAUUGUAUUGAUAUCUAUAAACAACCAGCUUUCAGUCAUCCAUUUCUUAAAAAUCACACUAUACAGAUGAAACCCAAUUCAGGUGGGCUAAGAGAAAGAAACAACACUAAACUUUUACAAGAAUGGAAUAAGAAAGCCAGAUGUCCUGAAGGAACAAUUUUGAUUUUAAAAGCUCAAACAUUAUCUAAUGAACAUAAAGUUACUUCUGUUCUUUCAAAAAGGAGGCAAUCUUAUAGUAAUUUUCAUGUUUUUGAUGUCAACAGUGGUGCCCUAAAGUAUUACCAAUUUAUUAUAAAUUAUGGCACAUACUUUGGAGCAUCUAGAGGAUUUAAUAUAUGGCAUCCAACAAUACAUGGUGAAGAAUUUAGUUCAUCUCAAAUGUGGGUUCAAGUAGGAUAUGGCCAUGAUUUGAACAGUCUUGAAGCAGGGUGGCGAGAUGGAUUUCAGGUUCUAUCCGACAUUAAUAAAAAAAUAGGCUGUUACAAUCUAGAGUGCCCUGGUUUUGUACAAACUAAUAACAAGAUUGCUUUAAGCUAUGAUAUUUUACCCAUUUCAAUUUAUGGUGGCAAACAAUAUGACACAGAAAUAACUAUUUUCAAGGGUUGGCCGUCGCAACUGUCGGAGAGGCAGAUGGUGGAGCGAUCCUCAUUGCUUUGUUUCGCCGGCGAUAAGUCUGGACGUUCAGUGAGUCAAAGCGUCUGGAAUGCAAACUGGCCUGGGUGUCCCUCGUCGCCUUCAUAUGCCGGGACCGCCAGUGGCUAUCAUCUUGAUUCUGACCAUGUCGUCGUCGAUGAAGGAGUGGUCGUCGGUGAAAGAAAUCUUGAAGAAGAAAGUGAUUGGGUCAGUGAUUUGGGCAAAUCACUUUUGCCAAAUCACUUUCUUCAUUGCAGUUGCUUGCUUGGCCCUGUUCACGUCUUUUCUGAUGAUGUGCUGAUCUAG